GACACGCGACUAUUAGCACAUCGUUCAACGAAUAAUAACAACGAUACUGUUUAUCGACCGUCUGGAAAUUCAAUAAACGUGGACGAUGAAAAUUGGAAAAUUUAACGAACGAUGGAAAAGCACGUCAGCCCUGUCGAUCUAUUACGACGAAAUUCGAUAGUCACCGAUCUGUUGAUAUCGUUUGUCAUUUGUUUGGACGUAGAUGAUUUUUAUUUCGCUGAUUGUUAGGAGCGGUGCGAGCGUCUGGUCAGGACUGGCACGAUCUACUGUGCUCCGUUGAACGUUCCAUCGAUCGAUACCGCGAAUCGAUAUUUACGAUUCGUUGUCUUCGCCGUUGUUAUCGUGGCACGAUUAACACUGCGUGCAGCGCACGACCGGUAGAUCGAUGCCGCAACUUGAUUAUCAACGAUUGUGCCGCGAUUUAUACAAUCGAUAAGGUUGAGCUUGGUGCUGUACACUACGUUGCGUUGGUCGUCCGACGAUCGCUCGCAGACGUCUGAUCGCCAGGGACGCGUAACGUGUUCUGAUCGAUGCACUCGCGCGCCGAUAUUCCUACACUCGAAUCAACGACUAUUAUUUUGUAUCGCUCCGAAUUUUUUUAAGGAAUUAUACUUUGUAGCUUCUCUGUUCGAUUCCUUAGAAUAUAUAUAUUUCGUUUGAUGCAUCGUUUCCUAUUAAUUUCGAUAUUUAGUCUUCGCGAUGAUGCAUUCCUACAUGAAGUCACGGUAACUUCGUUGUCCUCUGUUAACGUCUUGCCGUUGACAAUAAAUAUUUAAUUAUUAAAUAUUUAAUUUACCUGGUCGAUAUAAUGCCGCGUCAGAAACAUGGUUUCUGUUUUAUUGUAUUAUGCUUUGUAAAUUCUCUUUGCGAUUUAUAGACGAAUUAGUAAUUUUAAAAUAUCGACUGAACGAUUUAACACGAAAGUAAAUAAUAUUUCUCGAGAUACACGUUUGACGAUGUAUUAGAUGUCCGGCAAUCUCAUGAAAUAACGUUAUUCUAACCAAUAUCGAUUGCCAAACCUGUUACACAAUAAGCAGUUCGUGGUAUUGAUUUUAUUGUAAUGCACGUGUAGUAUCCCUGUGCCGAGUGAGAAAAUCACAAACAGAUGCGUUUCAAAUUAUCUUCUUCCUCUCUCGACACCCGAUGCUGAUAAUCUAAUUUUACGAUUAUUAUAUUCUACAUAUCCUACAUUUCUAACUUCAAUUCUAAAUCUGCGAUAUCAAAUAAUUACGAUAUCAUAACCAUCGGAUAAUUCUACGUCCGAAUCUAAAUAUCCAUUCAACGAAAUACAUAGUAACCAAGGAGCAAAUAAUAUUUCCUAUUCCUCUUUCUUCUUUUAAUCGAUAAGAAAGAAAUUUAUAUUGGAAAAAUACGUUCUGGUAUAUUAAUACCGACGAUAAUGCUAAUGUUACAAUGGUAGCAACAUUGGUAACACCGAUGCUUCAUAAAUUUAUAAUAUUUUUUCUUAAUAUAUUCAUGAGCUUCCUGUCCAGUGAUACGAUGGACGAUGACGUUGACGAGAAGGAUGACACGAAACGAAAAUCACGAAAUCUGAGCGAAAAGAAACGGAGAGAUCAGUUCAAUAUGCUCGUGAACGAACUUGGUAGCAUGGUCAGCUCGAAUACGAGGAAAAUGGAUAAAUCCACAGUACUGAAGUCCACCAUUUUGUUUUUAAAAAAUCACAACGAAAUAGCUGUCAGAUCGAGGGUACACGAGAUUCAAGAAGAUUGGAAACCGUCCUUCUUGUCCAACGAAGAAUUUACGCAUCUCAUAUUAGAGGCUCUGGACGGUUUUAUAAUGGUAUUUUCUUCAAGCGGGCGCAUUUAUUAUGUGUCUGAAAGCGUCACGUCUCUUCUCGGGUAUCUUCCGAACGAACUGGAGAACACGACGAUCUACGAUAUCACUUAUCAAGAGGAUCAAUCUCCUCUCUACAACGUACUUCUGAAUCCUGCAAUCACAAAAGACCAACGAAACAUUAAACAGGAGGAGAAAAUAUCUUUUUCCUGUCAUAUCAAAAGAGGAGGCAUAAAUGUUCAAGAAAACCCAAUAUACGAGCUUGUGCAAUUUGUCGGAUAUUUUCGUUCUGACGUCGAUACGGACGCGGAUAACUUGCUUCCGAACACGAAAUUCAGCAAUACUAGUGGAAUAGAUACGAAAUUAGUUUUCGUGGGUACAGGACGCCUCCAGACGCCACAGUUGAUUCGCGAAUUAUCGGUGAUGGAUAACACAAAAUCGGAAUUCACUUCGCGACAUAGCCUCGAGUGGAAAUUCCUAUUUCUGGAUCAUCGAGCGCCGCCUAUUAUCGGAUAUUUGCCAUUCGAGGUGUUAGGCACGUCUGGAUAUGAUUAUUAUCACGUGGACGACUUGGACAAGGUGGUUACUUGCCACGAAUCACUGAUGCAGAAGGGUGAAGGAACCUCCUGUUACUACAGAUUCCUCACGAAGGGGCAACAAUGGAUAUGGUUGCAAACUAGAUUUUAUAUCACGUACAAUCAGUGGAAUUCGAAGCCUGAAUUUAUCGUCUGCACGCAUUACGUUGUCAGUUACAUCGAUGUGAUUAAGGAAUUGCGCAAGGAGUCGGAAAGUUUUAACAAGGAACAGAGUCAGGAUGUUCUGAUGCCAGUGGAACAGCAGGUGACCGCGUCUCGUCCAGUGCCUCCGACACAAUGGCCAGCGAAAUCGUCGAAAACGUCGAAAUCGAUAGCGUCGAACACACAGCCACGACAUCACGUGGAGAGCUCCGAUAGUUCGUCGAUGUCGGCGUCUAUGCAAAGCUCGCCGCAUUCGCAGAUAACGCACGUUUCACGAUCGAAAGGCGCCUCGGCGAACAGCUCUGUGCCGUCGAAAACUCAAAUGCCUCAAAUCGAUAACAGACAACAGCAGCAACAACAGCAGCAGCAACAGCAGCAACAGUCGCAACAACAAUCUUUGUUAGAGGUUGAUCAAAGUUGCAUCAACUUUAUGGAACAGGCGCAGUACACGACUGUUAAUUUGCAACCUGUGGUUAGCACAGGCUUCGUAACUCCUGCCGCGCCAAUUAUAUCCACAUUGCCAACACACGAGAUGUUACAUCAGCAAGAUAUCGUGAUGACACCAGCACAGAAUCAAAUUCAAGACGAGCUGCAACGGAAACACGAAGAACUGCAACAAUUAAUAGUGCAUCAGCAAGAAGAGUUACGAAGAGUGUCGGAACAGUUGUUCAUCGCUAGAUACGGUAUUUUAUCGCCGUUGCUCAAUACGGGCAUGCCGUACAAUACUGCGAAUACGUGUCAACAGAUGAAUAGGUGCAAUACGAACAAUUCGAACGUUCAGUUGCCAACGUCUAGUAACGUUCAAGGAGUAAACGUUCUUCCUUUACCGAUUACCGUUCCAGUGCCAAUCGUGCCUACAGAGUUGUUCUCUCAUCCAUUGACGGUCAGUCCAGUGCCAACGAUGUCGACUACAGCGCAAGGUAACGUAGGUACGAUGAUCCAAACGCAACAGCAGCAGCACCAGCAGCUGCAACAUCAGCAACAACAGUCUCAACAGCAAGCACCAACGCGACAAAAUGGCAACCCACCGGAUCUCGUGCCUUUCCAAAUGUGUCCACAUCAAGCGGACAUACUGUAUAACGAGAUAGAGCCAUCCGCGAAUCAACAACAGAGAUCGUCGCAAAAUUGAAAAAGUCCCUUUCUUUGAUUCUCUAUCGGGGAUCUCCGUUGAAAUUCUUCGGUUAAGGAACUGAUAUUUGAAGUUGAAAAGAAAUUUGAUCGGGGAUUCGUCCAAGAUGGAACGGAUAUCGUCGCGAAUCGAAACGCGUCAUGCUAUUCCGUUCGCGUCUCGCGCAGGAACGAGACACGAAGGAUUUCGUAUUUUUAUACAAAUGUGAGAUGUAUGUACAAAAGAUAUUCCGUGUAAGAAGCGACAUCGUGUUUGUAACGCAAAUUAUAACGCAGAUGAUGAGAACCUCUGUUUGCUUUGAUCGAGCAAAAAUUUGACCAAAAUGAGAGAUUUUUUGUGCUAAAGAAAAGGUAAAGAAUUCAGAUCUAUGGUACUUUUUAUCGUUGUGGCACAUUCUCGAGUGUCAAAAAUCUCUUGCAUAUCGUCUAUAUUUGUCUGUUCAAUUUAUGUAGAAAGUACCAUACUAAAGAAUCGCUGCAAAACUCCUUCGUUAUUUAUUUACGAUCGACACGAGAUAAUUCUCCGAAACGUCGACAUUUAUCCCUCGAAGUUUAAGGGGCCAUUUUGUAUCUCCCACGACGUAUAUACAUAUGUGUAAAAAUUCUGUAUAAAGUUUAUCCACUCGGUGACAGCGUAUGCGUGAACUGACUCUUUGAGUCGGAUAAUAACAAAAGAAUAGUCGUUUGAUUGAUUUGAAAAAGUACAAAACACAGGUAAAAUUACUUGGAACUCUGAUCGAACGCUUUGUGUUCAAAAUACAUGUGCAUCUCGGACGAUAAAGUUUGAGAAUUAUUUUUGUUAUUCACCGGACCACAUAGAAACUAAAGAGAACCGAAUUUAAAAAAAAAAAAAAAAAAAAACAGGGUAUAUUUACAUAUGUAUGUAUACAAGGUAUUUUUGUUACGAAUUCUCAGCGUCUUUUUUUUCGUAAACGAUAGAUUUUACGACGAAAGAGAAACAAACAGAAAACGCGUGUCCUAUUUUUCUCACGAACCUACCGCUUGUUAGAAAAACACUGGCGUCUAAUACAACAAAUUUACCUUGUAUAUAUAUAUGGUUAAGAAGGCGAAAAAAGGAAAGUACAAUAAUAUAUUUUGUUGUAAAUGUAUCACGAUAAUAAGCUAUUUGUAAAUGUACGUGUCUAUAGAGAAACAACGUGUAUUAUACCCGUGUGUAUGGCAUCGAAAUCGAUAUAUUUUACGAUCAUGAUCGUGUUAGAUGGAUUAUACAUAUGUAUGUAUACAUAUUAUACGUAUUAUACAUAUAUUUAUUGAAACAUAGGAUUCAUAUACAUUCCGAUGAAUUAGCCGAAUCCCGAUAAACGUAUCUGCAGGCUAUUACGUAUUAAGACAAUAACUUUUCUCACGUAUGAUUGUAAAUUAUGGUAUAAAAAUUUGAGAAUUAUAUACAUAUUCAACGUGCAAAUAAAGGUUCCUAAAAACAGCGAGA
This is a messenger RNA of Bombus huntii, 5109 nucleotides long. It is a transcript of the gene Clk, whose product is annotated as circadian locomoter output cycles protein kaput. The transcript is spliced from 11 exons. The record is from RefSeq and is a predicted model, not a curated record. Gene Ontology annotation, molecular function: protein dimerization activity; DNA-binding transcription factor activity, RNA polymerase II-specific; RNA polymerase II cis-regulatory region sequence-specific DNA binding. Gene Ontology annotation, biological process: circadian regulation of gene expression; regulation of transcription by RNA polymerase II. Gene Ontology annotation, cellular component: nucleus; cytoplasm; CLOCK-BMAL transcription complex. The coding region runs from base 1414 to 3660 and encodes 748 amino acids. NCBI's taxonomy places the organism in Eukaryota, Metazoa, Arthropoda, Insecta, Hymenoptera, Apidae.